AAAGCCCAAAUAUUGCUAAUUAGUAUUAUCUAUCGUGUCAGAAGCAAAUUGAGAAUACAGUUGUAAUGUAUUUUUAAAAUUCACAAAGUUAAAAACUUGGCCACUUGGAGUGUCUGGUGUCACAGUGAGAAGGUCCUCCAUUGUGCAUGUAGCAGGGCUCAGAUAGCAUUGUAGUAAGUGGUCUGUGGUUUGCACUUCUCUACACUCACAUGUCGUGGACUCCACUUUGAAGCCCAAUUUCUUAAGAUUGGUUCUGCACCUCAUAGUGCUGGAGCUCAGUCUGUUCAGCGCCUUCCAAGUCACCCAGUCUUUUGUGUGCCCAGGAGGGAGUUUCUCAUCCAGUCUCCGCCACCAAUUGAGGUUCCGGGUUUUAGUCUGCCACUUUUGGACUCUUACUUGCUGGUGUGUUCCUGUGAGUAUAGAGGCCACAAAUCCCCUAUCUUCCUAUAUAUUAGGAAGAACCCAGGUCGAGAUGCCCCAGAAUUAAAGCCCAAACAGUUCUUCUACCAAGAGGCUUUUUUUUUGUUACCUUGGAUUUUGCAAGCAAGGUAUAGUAGCCUCAAAAGUACCGGAGAAGUUAAAGAGUUGAGGUGAAUGACCACGUUCCAGAAGCAUUCUCUCCUGACAUUUUGCCCACAUCUAUGGCAGGCAUCCUCAAAGGUUGUGAGGUUUGUUGAAAAUUAGACAAGUGAGGUUUAUAUAUAUGUACCUGUGGAAUGAUGUCCAGGGUGGGAGAAAGAACUCUUUGUCUGUUGGAGGCCAGUGUGAAUGUUGCCAUUAACCACCUUGAUUAGCAUUUAAUAACCUUGCAGCUUCAAGGCAUGACUGCUUCCUGCCUGGGAAAAAUCCUUCAUCAAGGAACAUGAAAGCUGCUGCAGACUAACUCAACCAUAGAAGUCAGUCAUAGCAGAGCCCUUGAUCAACCAACCUGGACACAGUAUAUUAUUUGAGAAUACAGAAAUGCUGGACCACUCCCAUAACCACCAUGUCAAACUACACAGAGAAGCCAUUGAAAUCCACAAGAAGCAAGUUGGCAAUUCCAACAGAAAGGAAGAAACCAUGAAAAUGAAUAAUAUCUGGUUUCCAGUAUUUAAAAAAAACUCUAACAUCUGGGCAGUAAAUAAAGAACAACAAACAGGGGAAUACCAGACAAGAAUCAAUCGGGCCAGCUAACAUUUCUCAACAAAGGAUUACCCCAAGCAGGAAUCAGACAGGCUUUUAAGCUGGAAGGCUGUUCAAUGCUAAUUAAGGUGGUUAAUGGCAACAUUCAUACUUGCCUCAAGCAGACAAGAGUUCUUUCUCACACUGUGGACAUUCCAAAGAUAUAUAAACCCCACUUGCCUAGUUUCCAACAGACCUCACAACCGCUGAAGAUGCAUGUCUUAGAUGUGGGCGAAAUGUCAGAAGAGAAUGCUUCCGGAACAUGGCCAUACAGCCCAAAAAAAAUCCCACAACUCAGCAAUUCAACAUAGGGCCCUUCCACACAGCCCUAUAUCCCAGAAUAUCAAGGCAGAAAAUCCCACAUUAUCUGAGUAUGGACUCAGAAAACAAUAUCAAAGCAGACAUUGUGGGAUUUUCUGUGCAGAAGGGCCCAUAAUUUGUGGCAGCCACAAAAACUGUUUCUGGAGAAUAACAACUACAGUAGAGUCUCACUUAUCCAAGCUAAACGGGCCGGCAGAAGCUUGGAUAAGCGAAUAUCUUGGAUAAUAAGGAGGGAUUGAGGAAAAGCCUAUUAAACAUCAAGUUAGGUUAUGAUUUUACAAAUUAAGCACCAAAACUUCAUGUUAUACAACAAAUUUGACAGAAAAAGCAGUUCAAUACGCAGUACUGUUAUGUUGUAAUUACUGUAUUUACGAAUUUAGCACCAAAAUAUCACGAUAUAUUGAAAACAUUGACUACAAAAAUGGCUUGGAUUAUCCAGAGGCUUGGAUAAGCGAGGCUUGGAUAAGUGAGACUCUACUGUACUUUCAAAGUAAGUACUGCAUAAUAAAUAACAGGAAAUAACACUUUCAAACAAGGAACAGGGAAAAAGUAUGCAAAUUUUGUAAUGGGAGUUAUAGUUUUGCAAAGUCCUGAGCCUUCUCUGCUGGGGCCACAGUAAACUGCAGCUCCCAUGAUUCCCUAACUUUGAUAGAGAAUGCCAAACUUCAUUAGAGGCACUCAGUCUCUGUCUAGAAAACCUGGAAAAUGUUGCUUAUCUUAAGGUGCACCUACACUGUAGAAUAAAAGCAGUUUCGUCACUGCUUUUGAAAACCUGGGAUUUACAGUUUCCUAAAAACCUUUUAAAUUGUACACUGAUGCUUUUAUGUUACGCCGCUUUGAGCCUCCUGCAGGAGAGAUAAAGCGGUGUAUAAAUAAAUAUAAUAAUAAUAAUAAUAAUAAUAAUAAUAAUAAUAAUAAUAAUAAUAGCAGCUUUCUGUCUGAUGGGGCCUCAUCAAACUACAACUCCCAGGAUUUCAUAGCAUGGAGUGAAAGCAGUUGAAGUUGUGUCCAGACUGCAUUUAUUUUACAGUGUAUCAGGCAUGGGCAAACUUUGGCCCUCCAGGUGUUUUGGACUUCAACUCCCACAAUUCCUAACAGCCUACCGGCUGUUAGGAAUUGUGGGAGUUGUCGUCCAAAACACCUGGAGGGCCAAAGUUUGCCCAUGCCGGGUGUAGAUGCAACCCAAGAGCAGAAAUCCAGAAUGGUGAGAGUCCUAGAGGCUCCCCAACCUGAACUUAGCUUGGGAAGAAAGCAGCCAAUCAGAGCCUAUUAGAAAACCCACCAAUGGCCGCCAAGAACCCCACGCGCCCCCUCCUCAUUGCAUUGGGAAUAAAAGCAGGGCAUCCCAGGCUCAGGUUCAAACCGCAUCUUGGUUGGAGGAAAUUCCCGACAAACCCCACAGCCCUUCCGAAAGGUAAGUCGCCUUCUUCCUCCUGCAAACCUGGAGAGAGGAUAAUUAUUCGGGUGGGUUUGAUUUAUUUAAUUUAUACCCCGCUUUUUCUCCCAGUGAGUCGGACACUUAUUGGAGUCUCUCCUCCUCUCCUGCUUGUCCUCAUCACAACAAUCCAGAGCCAGAAACCUCAACAGCCAGUCUCUUUGGAUAAGCAGCUCUUCUCCAUCUCUAUCUUUCAGCUAUAACCGGGAAGAGAAACUUUUUGCGGGGGUUGCUGCCAUCGUAUUUCCAGCUCCACACCCAAGUUUGAAAAGAGAAGCAUGUCUCGGAGUGGCAAGCGCAAGAUCUCUCAUCAGACCGGCAGAUUGGCAAGGAGGGUGAUGCGACGCCGUGUCCGCUACAUGAAGCUGUCUCUCUCCAAGAUGUCUGACUUGCAAAAGAGUCGUUGCGAGGACAUGCGGGUUCAUGUCCUCCUGAAAAACACCUACCUUCACCUUAAGAACAACAUCACCACCCAGUUCCCAAGUUGGGGCCAAGGAGAAUCAGCCCACGACCCCACACUCCCAAAUGGGAUGGAUCUGGUGUCUCCUGUUGGAGAGCAUCACCUGCAAGAUGGUGGCAUGGGCCCUGAACUCACUGUGGCCAACUCCAAGUCACAGAAUGCAGGAGACCUUCCCAGAAAUGCUCCUCAAGCUUUGGCUUCCAACCUGGAGGAAGAGGAGGAGGCCACCAGCAUCCAGGACCCCUGGCCGGAGUUGCACUGCGACACCUUCUUUGGGAACUUUCAGGUCCAGGAUGAUCUUUUCAGUGACAUCGAGAUGUCUGAGUUUGAGAGUGUUACGUCCUCAGUGGCAAAUGGAGGAGAGCCCAGCGAAGAGGUAAAGGCAAGCCCCCUGCAUGAAGGCAAGCCCCUUUCUGACCAGGAAGUGAGUGGCAUAGCUGAUCUUGAUCACUUUGUGGAGCUCCUCAUCAAUGCGGAAUAAGCUCAAUACAAUCCCUUUGAUCAAAUUGACUUCUUUGCUCAGGGUGCAAUAUAUUCCUUGUCAUUGAAGCACAGAACCCAAGCAUUCUUAGAGGGGUCCAAAUUACUUAGCCUUACGUGUUGCACUUUAAGCUCCACCAUCUUUUGGUACUCCAAGCCUUGCCUUGAUAUUUAUGACUGCCCCCAUCAUAAAGCACUCCACAGAUAGUAUUAUUAUCAUAUGAGUUGCUACUUACUAAUGAUUGUGCCCACACAUUCCACAAUAAUGUUAAAGGGAGGGUAAAGGGCUCCUGGUCAAUUUGUGGGUGGGGCAAGAUGUUCCUGGCCCAUUCCCACACUUGUGCUAUUGGGUUUUCCUCCCACCUGUGGCUUUUUCUGUUAAAUAUUCAAGUGCCUCUUGUAGGUCAUACAAUUCUUCUUACAGCUAAAGUAUUCCUUGCAUUGGGCUAAGAAGGUAGCUGAGGCUAAUGCUCAGGCUAAUGAGUCCACUUGGCAGAUUAUGGGUCAAAACCUUCAGCGGUCUUCCAUUCACUAUGAUGAUUUGCACUUUGUCCCCAAAUCCCUCAAAGACCUGCUCUGAUUGUCAACAUACAAGGAAGAUGAUUUUGUGCAAUAUUUCAGCUGAUGUAUGUGUAACAUUCUUUGUUGAUGCCUGUUUUAGUGACUGGAUUUUCAAACUAUUUUUAAUAAGGAUUUGACAAUAAAAAAACUUUUUCCAA
Messenger RNA from Anolis carolinensis (green anole), 4576 nucleotides. RefSeq lists its product as uncharacterized. The transcript is spliced from 2 exons. Bases 3196 to 3858 code for a protein of 220 amino acids. Lineage: Eukaryota; Metazoa; Chordata; Lepidosauria; Squamata; Anolidae. The record is from RefSeq and is a predicted model, not a curated record.